Molecule: messenger RNA, 1999 nt
Organism: Pyricularia oryzae 70-15
Lineage: Eukaryota; Fungi; Ascomycota; Sordariomycetes; Magnaporthales; Pyriculariaceae
Product: Delta(14)-sterol reductase
Exons: 3
Coding region: 146-1588 (480 amino acids)
Biological process (GO): ergosterol biosynthetic process
Cellular component (GO): endoplasmic reticulum membrane
Molecular function (GO): Delta14-sterol reductase activity
Source: RefSeq, a predicted model, not a curated record
AGCUACUAAAACUCAACGGCGAUCUGCAAUUUUUUGGUGACGCAAACGAAAACAGAAACUAAAGAGACAUCGAUUUUUUCUGUUUCAUAGACAGUCACAGUCGCGAAUUUAAUCGUUUGCGACCGUGUAAUAUCAGACGGCAGUCAUGGCUUUAGCAGUCAGAACCAAGUACGAGUUCUUUGGACCUCCCGGCGCGACCGCCAUCGUCUUCGGUCUCCCGGUGCUUUUGUGGACCUUGUUCUUUGGCUGCAAUGACGUCUCGGGUUGCCCGGCGCCGGCGCUGCUGAGUCCCCGCGACCUCACGUGGGCCAAGCUCAAGUCCGAGAUUCCGUGGCCCGAGAAUGGCGUCCGUGGCUUUGUCAGCUGGGAGGUUACCUUUUGGACGUUUGCCUACUACUUCCUGAGCCUUGUCCUCCACCGUGUCAUGCCGGCGCAGGAGGUGGUCGGGACCAAGUUGAGGGAUUCGGGUCGUCCCCUCACCUACCGAUUCAAUGCCUUCAAUGCCUCUGUCGUUCAACUCAUUGCCUGCGCUUUCGGAACGUACCUCCAAGGCGCCGACUUUGUUGUUUGGAAGUUCAUGACCGACAACUACCUGCAGCUGUUGACAACCAACAUCCUCCUGGCUUACGCCAUCUCCAUUUGGGUCUACGCAAAGAGCUUCUCUGUCAAGCCCGGCAACCCCGAACUGCGCGAGCUUGCCCAGGGUGGCCACACUGGCAACGUGAUCUACGACUUCUACAUCGGCCGUGAGCUCAACCCUCGCGUCACGUGGCCCUUUUUCGGCGAGAUCGAUGUCAAGACCUUCCUCGAGAUGCGCCCAGGCUUGACGGGCUGGAUCCUGCUCAACUGCGCCAACAUUGCCAAGCAGUACCGCAACUAUGGUUUUGUUUCCGACAGCAUCCUGUUCACGACAGCUGUGCAGGCUUACUACGUGCUCGAAGGCCAGUACAUGGAGACGGGUAUCCUGACCAUGAUGGACAUUACUACCGACGGCCUGGGCUUUAUGCUUACUUUUGGCGAUAUCGCAUGGCUGCCCUUCCUUUACUCCACGCAGACCCGCUACCUGUCCACGUACCCAGUCACACUCGGUCCCGCAGGUCUGGCCAUCGUCAGCGCCGUGUUCGCCACCGGUCUGUACAUCUUCCGCUCUUCCAACUCGCAAAAGAACCUUUUCCGUCGGGACCCCAACCACCCUAGCGUCAAGAACCUGUCAUACAUCCAGACCAAGCGCGGUACUCGCCUGCUCACCGCUGGCUGGUGGGGCAUGUCUCGCCACAUCAACUACUUUGGCGAUUGGCUGCAGGCGUCACCCUUCAGCCUGCCGACCGGUAUCGCCGGUUACAUGAUCCUCCCUGCCGGCAGCGCCGUCGCCGAGGCCGGCGCGACCAUGGUUGACGGCCGCCAGGUCAUCCAGGGCGCAGCCCGCGGCUGGGGUAUGCUCUUUACCUACCUUUACGUCGUCUACUUUGCGGUCCUGCUUAUCCACCGCGAGGGCCGGGACGAUGUGGCCUGCUCCGAGAAGUAUGGCGAGGACUGGGAGAAGUACAAGAAGGCUGUCAAGUACAAGAUCCUGCCGUACGUGUACUAGACAUGUGUCAACAUGGGACUGUCAAAUGAGGGGUCUUCGGGUUGUGGCUUUAAGAGGUUGGAAACCUUCAAACAUCUGAGAGCAGAAGGUAUUACGAAGACCAGUUGGUGCUCUGCUGGGUAGCUCGGGUGGUACUUUGACAACGACGUGGAUGGGGUGCAUGGGAUUCGCCUGCAGGCCCCGGCGAUUCCACAUAUACAGCUUAUAAUCUAAUAGCAAACCAAACAAUCUUCUUGACUCAAACCUGUACGCCCUGUUUCAGCCUUGUCACUGAGCCUCAAUUCUAGCAAAGGAGCGGAGUGGGUUGGAUACAAAGAGAUUGGCUCAUCAAGACGAUCCCUCUCGAUACGAUCCGAGCCCCGAUUUGAUGAGAGAAUAUCAGGGGCUGUGUAACUAGCGGUACCUACCUAA